AUGUGCGAAAGGUGAGUGACCCCAUGGUCACCAACUCUCUGACUCGCCAUAAUACCCGAUGGCACCAUAAAAGUUUAUGGCGUAGUAAUGGUAGUGAUGUACCCAGUGUCAUGAAAGAAGGGUGGAGAUGGUGGCCGUGUCUAUUUAAAGAAGGACAGGUUGUCACUCAGUACCUUACUCUUCCCUGCUUGCCUUGGAACUAACUGCUUUUCGUUCUCCUCUCCUCUACCCAUCAGCUCUCUGUACACCAUGGCCUUCGCUGGAAAGUGGGAAACCGAGUCCCAGGAAGGAUACGAUGAAUUCUGCAAGCUCCUUGGUAAGACAUUUAUUCAAGUUUAAUAACCACCUGUAUAAAGUAAUAGCCUACAGAAACUAUGAAAACCCUUAGUCUUUGUCUUGACAUCUUGAAUUCAAUUGGUUUAUGCAAUGUAUUGAAAGGGAUGUAUUCACAUCACUGCACAUUCAUUGGGGAUUAGCAGUAUCAGUAUAGAAAACCGACGGUGCUCCAACUGUGCUCAGACAUAUGAGAAUAGGAUUCAAAAUUACCCCUAGUCUAACUACAUAUUUUCUUGUAAUCCAAGGCAUUCCUGAUGACAUCAUUGAGAAGGGUCGCGACUACAAGCUCAUUACUGAGGUGGUGCAGAACGGCAAUGAGUUCUCAUGGUCCCAGCUCUAUCCCACCAACAAGACCAUCAGCAACAAGUUUGUUAUUGACCAGGAAUGUGACAUGGAGACUAUCGGAGGGAAAAAGUUCAAGGUAAGAAUCUGUAUGAUGUCUCAUACAACUUUCAGUCAAAGUUUAGAUCAGGGGGGGGGGGGGGGUUAUGCUGGUGUCUGUUGUGUAAGCUUCUUCAGACAAAAGUCACUAGAGUAAAAAAUUAUCUAUGUCGAGGGGAACUUGGAUGCAUGUAUUAUAAGACAUCUAGAUGAAACAAACUGAGAUUGUUGAUUGAAUAAAUUCUAGCAUGAAUAAAAGCAUUUUUGUGUCCAUCCAUUUCAGGCCACAGUUACAAUGGAGGGGGGCAAGCUGAGCACAAAGUUCCCUAACUACCACCACACAUCUGAAAUCAGCGGAGGAAAGCUGAUUGAGGUAAGUAAAAGUGGCACUUAUGGCAGAAGAAGGUGUAUAUUAGAGGGGAGAAGAAAAAAUACAUUUAGGCAGUUCAAGUAAUGUUGUAUGUGUUUUCCCCCUGUUUAGACCUCAAUCGCGGGCUCAGUCGUGCUGAAAAGAACCAGCAAGAAGAUCUAAAGACAUUGUAACUGUGAUAUUAGCAAAAAAACUCAAACUGAAUAAUUAGUAAAUAAAGUAAGACUGCACAGCCAACCUGCUGCUUUAGUCUUUGUGUCUCUCCUAUGCUUGAUGACA
Coregonus sp. 'balchen' is the source of this 1366-nucleotide messenger RNA. The record is from the annotation of a GenBank genome assembly. Lineage: Eukaryota; Metazoa; Chordata; Actinopteri; Salmoniformes; Salmonidae.